GUUUGACAUAAGUUUUGUGUUAUGGAGAAUAAUUAAAUACUAAAUGCAUAUUUAUACAAAACAAUAAAUACCGAAGUGCAUGAUAUGAACAUUGUAUAGAUUUUAUUAUAAUUUGAAUUUAAGGUCUUAAUAAUACGAGGUGUUUGUUAAGUGUCGCGACAGAAGGGUUAUCAAAUUUAACCUAGUUAAGUGACGUUUAUUUAAAAAAAAAUAAUGGGAAUAAAGGUUAAAGUCUUAAAAUACAGUAACGAUGUCUAACUCCAAUCCGUAUAAUAUACGAUUUUUUCGAAGCCAAUCGGCGGAUUUUACUUUUAUGGCCAACAACACAAGAAGCACAUUACACAGCCUCACAAAUGUGAUAAGGGAAAUAGAACCUUAUGUUGAAACAGCCCGAAAUGUUAACGCGGGGGUUCAAAAUGCUAUAUCAUCGAGUUUUUUAAACAGGUCGACAUCACAACAAGAAAACAUUGCCAACCCUGGUCUAGCUGAACCAUCAAACAGUUUUGUGGUAAAUUUGGAAUCAGUUGAGCCAGUUAAUGUUGAGGAUGUAAACAUACACAACCACAAUCAUGAACCUAAUUUCCUAAAUGAUCCCACAAAUAAUGCCAACAAUAACAAUCCCGAUGAUGGAAACAAUCCUGAUAUUCCUACACAAAUAGAAGUUCAGCAAUACCUUAAUUUGGUUUUUAAGUAUAUUCCAUUUAUUUUAAUUCUUAUUGCCAAAGGUUUAUAUGACUACCAUCAAGGGAUCUUUAUUAUUAUUAUCCUCUUAAUAACAUUUGCUCAUUCAAAUUCCACUGUGAAAAAGGAAGCAACUAAACGGCACAGAAGGAGUUUAUCAACAUUAACCAUUGAGUUGUUAUAUAUUUUUGCUUGUUUGGUUUUUAUUCGUUAUGUAUUUGAGGAUGAACUACAUAAUUUUAAUAUUGUGUUAAAUUUGGUUUUGAUCAGGACUUUUACACAAGUGUUAACAGUUUGGAACUUACUAUGGAUUGUUCUUAUUACAGAUUUUAUUUUAAAACUUAUCACAGUCACUAUUAAAAUAUUUUUAACAAUGCUACCAGGAAAAGUUGUAGAUUUUAAAAAGAGGGGUAAAAUUUAUUUGUUCAUUGAAGCUUGUUCUCAAUUAUACAGAAGUAUAACAACCAUUCAGCCAUGGUUGUACUAUUUGUUGGAGUCCUAUCAAGGACCAGAAAAAAUAGUUGCUGUCUUUCUGUCUGCAUUUUAUAUGAUAUCAAAAGGAAAUGAUUUAAUGACUAAAAUUCAUUUUAUCAGAAUGGCUUUUCUAAAGCUCUUCCAAACUGUUACAAUUGGUUCUUCCCCAAGCAAGGACCAAAUUCAAAGUGCAGGUGAGCACUGUCCAAUUUGUCAUGACGAAUACGAUUCUCCAGUUUUGUUGCAAUGUCGCCACAUAUUCUGCGAGAGUUGCGUGACAACUUGGUUUGAUAGAGAACAGACUUGCCCACUUUGCAGAGCCAAAAUAGUUGACGAUCCCUCAUGGAGAGAUGGAUGUACUUCUCAUUUUUUACAAAUAUACUAAACAACCUUAAAUUUUUAUGGAUAUAUUAAUAUAUUGUUAUACUAAUUAUGUAGUUUUAAAAAUAUUUAUAUCAGAAAAGAUUUAAUCUUCAAAUUAUUGUGACCUUGUGAUAUGAAAUUUGCUAUUUUGUUAUUGAAUGGGCUUUGUUUAACAGUUCAUUGUAGAAAGUAAAGAUAUGAUUCAUUUUGGUGACAUAAAGAUUAUGAAAUAAUUUAAAAUUUGAAACAUAAUUUCUUUAAUAUAUUUUGAAUUUACUGCGAAAAGUUACCAAGUCAGAAUUUUAAUGAUUUGAGUUGGAAUAGUGUUUUACAUUUUUCCAGUUUAAUAGGG
Molecule: messenger RNA, 1870 nt
Organism: Brassicogethes aeneus
Lineage: Eukaryota; Metazoa; Arthropoda; Insecta; Coleoptera; Nitidulidae
Source: the annotation of a GenBank genome assembly